AUGCAGGCCCUGCUCGCCGACGGCAGGCUGACCCCCGGCGUCCGGGUGCCGAGCGAGCGCGACCUCGCCGCCGCGCUCGGUGUCGGUCGCGGCACGGUGGCCGCGGCCUACGAGCGGAUGCGCGCGUCGGGCCACCUCGUGCGCCGCCGGGGCUCGGGCACCUGGACCGCGACGCCGACCGAGGCCCCGCCGCUGCCGUUCACCCCCGCCCCCAGUCCGGCCGGGACGAUCGACCUCGCGCACGCGGCCCCCACCGCUCCCGCCGAGGCGGUGACCGAGGCCGGUCACGCCGCCCUCGCGGCGCUCCCGGCCCACCUCUGCUCAGCCGGGUACGACGUGGUCGGCCUGUCGGCCCUGCGCGAGGCCGUCGCCGACCGCCUCGCCGACGAGGGCUUGCCGACCCACCCCGACGAGGUGCUCAUCACCUCCGGCAGCCAGCACGCCCACUCGCUCGUGGCGCGCGCCCUGGUCCGUCCCGGCGACCGCGUCGUGCUCGACCAACCGACCUAUCCGAACGCGAUCGGCCUGGUGCACGACAGCUCGGCGCGCCCCGUACCGGUGUCGCUCGAGCGCAGCGACGACGGCACGCUCGACUGGGACGUCCGAGCCCUCGCGGCGGCGCUGCGCGAGUCGACGCCGGCGACGGCGUACCUCGUCGCCGACCAGCACAACCCGACCGGGGCGGUCAUGGGCGCGGCCACGCGCGAGGGCGUCGUCGACGCCUUCCGCCGGCACGGCGUCCCGAUCGUCGUCGACGACAGCCUGCGCGACACCUGGAUCGACGCCCCGCCGCCGCCGUGCCUCGGCUCGUUCGCCGGCCCACGCAGCGAGAGCACCGUGAUCACCAUCGGGUCGCUCUCCAAGACGGUCUGGGCCGGGCUGCGGAUCGGCUGGCUGCGCGCCCCGCGGGCGCUGGUGCGCCGGAUCGCCACGACGCGCGCCUCCGACGACGUGGCGCCGCCGGUGCUCGGCCAGCUGAUGGCGCUGGCGCUGCUGGAACGGCACGACGAGCUCGCGGCGACGAACCGGGCCCGGCUGCGCGCGGGCCGCGACCACCUGCUCCGCGCCCUGCCCGCCGCGCUCCCCGACUGGUCGGUGCGCCGUCCGGGGGGCGGGAUGGCGCUCUGGGCCGACCUCGGCGCGCCCCGCUCGAGUGCGCUGGCCGAGGCGGCGCCCCGGCACGGCCUCGUGCUCGCGUCGGGCCCGCGCUUCGGGGUCGGCGGCGCGUUCGAGAGCCGGCUGCGGGUGCCGUACACCCUGCCGCUCGACGUCCUCGACGAUGCCGUCGUGCGGCUCGCCGCCACGUGGGACGACCUCGACCGGGCGCCGAGCGUGCUCACCACCGUGGUGUGA
This is a messenger RNA of Theobroma umbraticum, 1353 nucleotides long. NCBI's taxonomy places the organism in Eukaryota, Viridiplantae, Streptophyta, Magnoliopsida, Malvales, Malvaceae. The record is from RefSeq and is a predicted model, not a curated record.